AUGGGAUUAUCUUCUUCCCUAUCAUUAGCUGUGAUUCUAUAUGGCGAUGCCGAGGAAUGUUUAUCCAAGAAGGAGAAUGUGGUCUACCUCUCCAACCACCAGACGACCUUAGACUGGGUGGUGACGGACAUAGUGGCAUCCAGGGCGGGGUGCUUGGGAAGGGUUCGCUACGUUCUCAAAGACGGCCUCAAGUAUCUUCCACUCUACGGAUACGUCUUUGGUUUGCACGGCUGUAUAUUUGUGAACAGGGCUAAGAGUCGAUUAGCUGCACCUCCAAGUUUUACCAAAGUUGUCAAAAAGUUGAAGCAUCACCGUGAUAAUAAAAUUCCAUCAUGGCUAGUGGUUUUCCCGGAAGGCACCAGGUUUAGACCAGAAAAAGACGAAGCCAUCAAAACCAGUCAAGCAUUUGCAUUUAAGCAAGGUCUCCCAGUUUUACACCACGUCCUUUCACCACGGAUCCGAGCCACCCAUCUCUGCGUGGAGGGGUUUCGCGACUACGCAGGUGCUAUCUACGAUGUUACGAUAGCUUACUCCAAUACGGGCGAACAUGGAGAUGGUCCUGUUGUAAGGAAAGAAGCGCCUUCAAUGCCAGAUUUUCUCAUGGGGAAAUGUCCACAGAUCCACAUCCACAUACGUCGCAUCGCCUUGGAAACUGCCCCGUCAGACAUUGUUGAAUUCCACAGAUGGUUACAUGGGGUCUUUGAAACUAAGGAUAGGAUGUUAGCAGACUUUUACUCGGAGGAUCCGGCGAAGAGGGGUCGUCUGGAGGGCGAAGGUCGAAGGUCAAGACUGGGCCUGAUGACUACACUACCGGCCAUCGCCCUUACCGCGGCGUGUAUGGUUCCGUUCGUCAUGAUCAAGGGACAGCGGAGGGCGUACUGGCAGCUCUUGGUCUACGGCAGCAUCUUCACCGUUCUCUGGAUGAAACUAACUGUCUGAGGACGCUUAAGAAAGUCGUUUCCACCCUAAUAAUAGUAUCGCAACAUUUGCUAAUAUGACAAAUGCCCCUCCGCUAAUUUUGUUGCACAUAUGAGGAGAUGGUAAAGAGUUCACUGGUUUUCGGUUUCAGAAUCCUGUGAAGAUUUUUUAGGAUGAGGUACAAGGUUUGAUGCUUGGGUUUAUGUUUGGCUAAAUGUGUGCAUUUUCCGUAAGAGCAAUUGUCUAAGGAGCAAAUGUUAUGGAACCGGGGGAAAUGUUACGCGGGGGCUCGCUGCUGAACGCAGGCCCAAACCACAAAGGUGUGAGCCAGGCUUUAUGAAAAGCUUUUUGAAAUGAUGCGGCAUACAUUUUGGAAGGCCCUUUCAUAAAACCAAUGGUGAGUUUUUAAGUGACUAUUUGUUACAGGCUAUUGAAACCUUGCAUAUGAUUUGCUCGGAGCAAAAUCAUCGAUUACAUUUUUCAUGAAAUGCACCCCACAUUCCAGGGGGGGUGUUUCACAAAGAUUUAAGUGUGACUUAACAAGGAAUCCACGUACAUUCUUUGUGCAUUUUAUUAUAAAUUCCCAUUUAUAGAAGUCAUUACCACAUUGGUCGAAUCAUGCCAAGAGGACGUGUGUGACUGCGUAUUAAUCAAUAAGAUUGCGUGUUGUAUACCAUGUGUGCGUGAGCAUUCAAGCAUGGCGAAGUCACAGUAAAUUAUUUUGUGAAACAACCCCCAUGAGUGCUGUAGUUCAUAAAAUACAAGUACUUAUGAAUUCAAAGUACAGAAAUAUUUGUCAAUUUGUAAUGUUGCCAUUCAUGGAUUUUAGAGACAUUUUUUAUUUUCGGUUCUUUUCAACAAUACUUAACAAUGAAAUAUCAUUUGUGUUGCAAUAUUCUAUAUUUAAGCUUACUUGGUUGUAGGGCCUUGUUGGACAGACGCUCCAUUUAUCUUGGUCCCAACAGCUAUUGGAAAAUCAAUGAUUCCAUUCUUACCAAUGGAACAUGAAAGAUAGCAUCUUAUUAUUAAAAAAAAGAGGAAAUUCGUAAGAUUAUUUAUUGCAAAGGAAUUGAUCCUUGUAUUCAUUGUAUCUCGUGUGAGUUUUGGGCAAUGGCUGUUUUUUAGCGAGAGUCAAUUUGUAAUAUAUUUCCACAAGAUUAAGCUGUUUGAAGAGGGAUCGUGUGACAUAUCGUUAAGUACAAGCACUUGAAGCAAAUAAUGAUUCAAAUCAAUGUAAAAUGGCACCAUAUCAUCGUAGGAUGUAGAUCUUAAUGGGCCAUUCUUGGUCACAUGUGUGACCAAAAUUAUGACAGAUCAUUUUUUAAAUUAGUUGUAAAUUAAAAAAAAAAUGUUGAGAUUGCGUGUCUCCAAUAUGCGGGUUCAAGGUCAGAGGUCAGAAGAAGUGGGUCACGUGUGUGACCUCACACAGGAGCAUGAUUUUGAAAGUUUAAUUUCAUUUUGAAAUUCCUGUGCAUAUCAAAAUGAAAUUAAACUUUCAAAAUCAUCAGUCAUGAUUAGUUAUAAAUCUCUAAAGCUUAGAUUUAUAAUUUAUUAAUGUCAAGAUUUGUCAUAAUUUCUGUCACACACACACACUGGCGUUAAUCCUUGUGUCACACCUAUUGUUCAGGGGAUGGAACAAUAGACCAUUCCCCCCCCCCAGACUUACGCCAGUGCACACACAUGACCAACAAUGGCCCUAAUUCAUUUAAUAUAUAAACAUGACUCUAUCAAAUCAUGCAAUCUGAGCUGUAAAAAAAAAAAAAGAUCACACUGAAGAUCCCCAACACUGAUACAUGUAUGUACUUCUUAGACAGUGUAUCAUUAUUGCUUCAACAAAAGACAAGACACUCAGUUUGAAUGCCAUGCUUAUUUUGUAAAUUUCUCGGCAGUUAUACUUUUUCUACCACAACCAUUUUGGAUAUUAAAAAAAAAAAUCUUUUCACUUGGAUGGUCAUAAUAUUGGUUUCGCUUUGAACUACGUUUCUUUUAGUGACCUUCCAGCAAAAUAUAUAUUUUUUUGUAAUGAAUAUAUGUUCCCCUUUGUAAAAGGGGGAAUCACAUUUAAAUAUACAAAUUCUCCUAUCUGUCUGUACAUUACGGGUAGAAGUGGGAGCUGUAUUUUUGAAAUUCUUCAUAAUUUAUUGAUGGUGUGUAAGAUAUUUGAUUUCAUUCAAUGUUUUAUACCAUUUCCAUUGACCAGUAUCUCUGAAUUCCACAUGUUUUACAUCUUUUUCAUGUGUAUGAACAUUUUGGAGUACAAUCUACUUGUAAAUUUCUAAUACUUGAAAUUAUAGUGCAUAUUGCUAUGCAACAGUUUUUGCCAUUUUGAAUGUGAUCGUGCAUUAUCUAUUUGAAUUAAAAAGAUGCAGUAAUGCCUUUAUUAGAAUUGCCCAGUAGGCAGUGCAUGUAAAUA
Lytechinus pictus (painted urchin) is the source of this 3331-nucleotide messenger RNA. Its product is annotated as 1-acyl-sn-glycerol-3-phosphate acyltransferase epsilon-like. The record is from RefSeq and is a predicted model, not a curated record. Gene Ontology annotation, cellular component: endomembrane system; mitochondrion. Gene Ontology annotation, molecular function: acyltransferase activity. NCBI's taxonomy places the organism in Eukaryota, Metazoa, Echinodermata, Echinoidea, Temnopleuroida, Toxopneustidae. The transcript has 7 exons. The coding region runs from base 1 to 939 and encodes 312 amino acids.